Vitis riparia (riverbank grape) is the source of this 2011-nucleotide messenger RNA. RefSeq names its product UDP-glycosyltransferase 83A1-like. Lineage: Eukaryota; Viridiplantae; Streptophyta; Magnoliopsida; Vitales; Vitaceae. The record is from RefSeq and is a predicted model, not a curated record. The transcript is spliced from 2 exons. The coding region runs from base 362 to 1738 and encodes 458 amino acids. Gene Ontology annotation, molecular function: UDP-glycosyltransferase activity.
CAGACGGUUGAGAUUGAAAGGUGAGGAGAAAAGAAGAAAACAAGGGUUGAUCCCAGUGUGAAGGUCUUCAAAUUCUUCACGUUCUUCCCUUUCCUUGCAUUUCUGAGACGAGGGUUAUCCAUCUCUAGUGUCGGUGAACUUCCACUAGUUUUCAUUGUUAAAAAGGCUAGCGAGGACUUCAUAUUCCCUUUGUUUUUUGAAAGGGAAAAAAGUUUUGCACCUCAAUUAGGAGGGCAAUAGGUAUAAAAUUCAUAAAUACAGUUCCAAGGAGGGCUCAGGCUAAUAAAACAGUAUCAGUAUUAGUGAAGCUUGGGAUCAGAGCAAAGAGAAGGGUGGAAGUGUUGGCAAGUUAGCAAGGACCAUGGGCAGGCGACCUCAUGUGCUGAUUAUACCACUCCCAGCGCAAGGACAUGUUGCUCCUCUUAUGAGGCUUGCACACCGGAUUUCUGAUCACGGGAUCAAGGUCACCUUUGUUAACUCUGACUUCAUACAUGCUAAACUGCUGGCUGCACUCCCACAUGAGGCUGAGGCUCAGAGUGGGAUAGGGCUAGCCUCUAUCCCAGAUGGUCUGGAUCCAGGGGACGAUCGGAAAAACUUGCUCAAGAUAACAGAAAGUAGUUCAAGAGUCAUGCCGGGUCAUUUGAAGGAUUUAAUUGAGAAAGUCAACCGCUCGAAUGAUGAUGAGCAGAUCACUUGUGUUAUUGCUGACAUAACACUUGAGCGGUGGCCAAUGGAGGUGGCAGAGAAGAUGGGAAUCGAAGGGGUCCUUUUUUGUCCUAUGGGAGCAGGAAUCUGGGCUUUGGCACUUCAUAUUCCAAAGCUAAUUGAGGCCGGAAUCGUAAAUAGUACUGAUGGAACUCCUCUGAAAGAUGAGUUGAUCUGCGUGUCGAAGGGUAUUCCAGUCUUGAGCAGCAACGGCUUGCCCUGGAAGUGGCCAAUUGAUCUGAAGGUACAAGAGUGGGUUUUCCGAAUUUAUCUCACAUCUAUUCAAUUUAUGAAUUCUUCCAAGAGGCUUCUUUGCAACUGUGUUUACGAACUUGACUCAUCUGCUUGUGACUUGAUUCCUAACUUAUUACCAAUUGGCCCGUUACCUGCAAGUCGUGAUCCGGGUCAUUAUGCUGCAAACUUUUGGCCUGAGGAUUCAACUUGCAUAGGCUGGCUCGAUAAACAACCUGCUGGCUCAGUCAUUUAUGUUGCUUUUGGCAGCACCGGAAACUUAACCCAGCACCAAUUCAAUGAAUUAGCACUUGGUAUUGAACUUGUAGGCCGGCCAUUUUUAUGGGUUGUCCGAUCAGACUUCACCGAUGGGUCAGCUGCUGAAUACCCUGAUGGUUUCAUUGAGAGAGUAGCUGACCAUGGAAAGAUUGUUUCGUGGGCACCCCAAGAAGAGGUUUUAGCUCACCCUUCUGUUGCAUGUUUCUUUUCCCAUUGUGGUUGGAACUCAACCAUGGACAGCAUAAUCAUGGGAGUCCCCUUCCUAUGCUGGCCCUACGUUGGAGAUCAAUUCCUUGAUCAGAAUUACAUAUGCGACAAAUGGAGGGUGGGCUUGGGGUUGAACCCAGAUGAAAAUGGACUCAUAUCGAGACAUGAGAUUAAGAUGAAGAUUGAAAAGUUGGUCUCUGAUGAUGGUAUAAAAGCAAAUGCAGAGAAGUUGAAGGAAAUGACUAGAAAGAGUGUAAGCGAAGGCGGAUCUUCUUACAAGAAUUUCAAAACCUUUAUUGAAGCAAUGAAACAAUGAAGAUGCUUCCCAAUGUUGCCACAUUCAAGUGUGUGAAACCAUUCUCUCAAUAAAAGCAAAUGCAUUCAUGUUGUGUAUGCAUGUGCAGGGGUUGGUAUGUGAUCUUAGUGAACAAAAAUCAUGGCAAUUGCUGCAUGAAAUUUGUGUGGUAGAGUUAAUUAAUGAUAGAUUGAUGUAAUGCAUUAGUAGUGGAGCAAAGAAUUAUGUAUGAUUUUUGAGUUUUCUCUGAUUGGGGGAUCAAGAACUAUACUGUUGUCUACAUGGCAACAUAUA